AUGUGUAUCAUAACCAUCUGCAAGAUCUUCCGGUGCUGGCACCUCGAGCCCAUCUUCCAUGUCGAACGCUGCUCGAAAGCCAUCCUCACUCACAUCCACUACUGCAACCGCGAAUGCACACCGCCAGUGCUAGUUGAGUUAGAGCCCAGCCGGCCAGAUUCAAUCUCGAACUCAGGGUCCAAUUCCAACAGCAGCUCAGCCUCGCAUCGAGCCAUAACUCCAAAUUCCGUAUCCCAUCCCAACUCGCUCUCACUACCCACCCACCCUUCCUCUACAACCCCAAUCCCAAUCCUAGAUUCCACUCACAACCCAUCCCGCGACCCUCUAAAUGAGCCCUACAUCUCUCUCUUCCGCAGCCUCCCACAUUUCAUCCAAUCCUUCUCCCCCGACCCCGACAUCGACCCCCGUCCUCAGAUUUACACUUCACCCUACCACGACCCCCGCAACAACCUUUCUUCCUCCACCUCUUCCUCAUUCACCCACCUCAUCUCCCCAGACUGGCUCUUGGAUAUUGACUCGUGCGAUGCAUUCGGAUCAGAUCAACGCUCGUCCCAUUCGAGAGCGGGUCGCCCGGUCGGCGCGCAAAGGCCGACUAUGAACGUUUCUUCGAGGACACGCGGGUGGAUAUGGAGGUAUUGGAUCUGA
Molecule: messenger RNA, 645 nt
Organism: Endocarpon pusillum Z07020
Lineage: Eukaryota; Fungi; Ascomycota; Eurotiomycetes; Verrucariales; Verrucariaceae
Exons: 2
Coding region: 1-645 (214 amino acids)
Source: RefSeq, a predicted model, not a curated record